CGGCCGGGGGCGGAGCGGCGGCGGCGGCGGUGGUGGGAAGCUGCGGCCCAGAGCCCUCUCGCGGCCGCGGCAGCAGCAGCAGCAGCGCCCGCCACGGCUGCAGUCCGGCCGCCGCCGCCGCCGCCGCCUCGCGCCCCAGCCGCCCGGCCCGACAUGAGUGAGGCGGCUCGGGAUCCGUCGCCCGGAGCGCCGCCGGCCGUAGCCGCGGCCGCCUCGGAGGAGAGAAAGGGGAAAGAGCCCGAGCGGGAGAAGCUGCCGCCCAUCGUGGCGGCCGGCGCAGCCGCGGGCUUGGACAGAGCACCCAAGGGCCAGACCUCCACUUUCAGCAGCUUUGUCUCCACAGUGACCCAGAAGAAAGAAGCCGCGGAAAACAGAAGCUCCCCUACCCCUCUGGCUCUCCCGAACAUCAGGAAUGUGAGAGACCUCCCACCAAUUUGUCUUGAUGUUAGACAAAAACAGCGUAUGUCUCUGGAUGCAUUACCAUCUGAAGUAAAGGUCCCAGCCCUUCCAGAACCUGCCCUUCCUAGCCAGCCCAGAAGUGUGAAAGACUUUGAGGAAGAUUUAGAAAAAGCUGAGUCAACAGGAAAUUGGAAAACAGUACAUGCAUUUUAUAUAACAGCGUUUGAUUCCUUUCCAGAAUUAAAUGCUGCAUUUAAGAAAGAUGCCACUUCCUCAUUUAAUACAAUUGAGGACUCUGGGGUUAACACUAAUUUGGUGAAUGCUGUAUUCGAUGCCUUACUUAACACUCCUCAAGAUAUUCAGAAAUCAGUAUUGAAGGGAAUCAUUAACAGCCUGUUACGAGAAUGGAAAGGCCCACGAACAAAAGAUGAUCUUAGAGCAUAUUUUAUACUGUUACAGAAUCCUCAAUUUAAUAUCACAUCUACAUACGUCAUCUAUGCUCAUUUGCUACGACAGAUAGCUACCUUAGUGGAAGCUGACCAUCAUUUCCUAGUUCACUGGCUUAAAAAAUUAUCCCAGAAGAAAUUCAAGCAACUGGUAGAGAGAUUGUUGCAGUUUGUGUCUUUACGUCUGUUUCCGGCAAAGCCUGAAGAGUUUCCACCUCUGACGAAGUGUACCUGGUGGAUCCCAUCAGCCUCCAAAGUACUGGCUUUACUCAAUACUGCCAAUAAUUUGAUUCAGCCUCCCCUUAUUCCUUACACUGAUUUCUAUAAUUCUACCUUGGAUCACAUUGAUCUCAUGGAAGAGUAUCAUACUUGGCAGAGCUUUGGGAAUUCUCACAGGUUUUCCUUCUGUCAGUACCCAUUCGUUAUUUCUAUAGCUGCAAAAAAAAUCAUUAUUCAGAGAGACUCAGAACAACAGAUGAUAAGCAUCGCAAGGCAAAGUCUGGUGGAUAAAGUAUCUCGAAGACAAAGACCUGACAUGAAUAUGUUAUUCCUAAAUAUGAAAGUAAGGCGGACACAUCUGGUUAGCGACUCACUUGAUGAGUUAACCCGGAAAAGAGCAGACUUGAAGAAGAAGUUGAAGGUUACAUUUGUAGGUGAAGCUGGUUUGGAUAUGGGUGGCUUGACUAAAGAAUGGUUCCUUCUGCUAAUUCGCCAGAUUUUCCAUCCAGAUUAUGGCAUGUUUACAUACCACAAGGAUUCGAACUGCCAUUGGUUUAGCAGCUUCAAGUGUGAUAACUAUUCUGAAUUCCGAUUGGUUGGAAUUCUCAUGGGACUAGCUGUUUAUAACAGCAUCACCUUGGAUAUUCGUUUUCCCCCCUGCUGUUACAGGAAGUUACUGAGCCCUCCCAUCGUCCCCAGUGAUCAGAAUACACCAGUAGGCAUCUGCAGUGUUACCAUUGAUGACUUGUGUCAGAUUAUGCCUGAAUUGGCCCAUGGAUUAAAGGAACUCUUAUCAUAUGAAGGCAACGUUGAAGAAGAUUUCUACUCAACAUUCCAGGUUUUUCAAGAAGAAUUUGGAAUAAUUAAGUCCUAUAACUUAAAACCAGGGGGUGAUAAGAUUCCAGUUACCAAUCAGAAUAGAAAAGAAUACGUACAGCUUUAUACAGACUUCCUUUUGAACAAAUCUAUCUAUAAGCAAUUUGCUGCAUUUUAUUGUGGAUUUCAUAGUGUGUGUGCUUCAAAUGCCCUGAUGCUGCUUCGUCCAGAAGAAGUUGAAAUUCUGGUUUGUGGCAGUCCUGAACUGGAUAUGCAUGCUCUGCAGAGGAGUACUCAGUACGAUGGCUAUGCGAAAACGGACCCGACUAUCCGAUACUUCUGGGAUGUUGUGCUUGGAUUUCCUCUUGAUCUUCAGAAGAAGUUGUUACAUUUUACUACAGGAAGUGACAGAGUGCCUGUGGGAGGGAUGGCUGAUUUGAACUUUAAAAUUUCAAAGAAUGAAACUUCUACCAACUGGUUACCUGUGGCACACACCUGCUUCAAUCAACUCUGCCUUCCCCCAUACAAGAGCAAAAAAGAUCUAAAACAGAAACUGAUCAUUGGAAUCUCAAAUUCAGAAGGUUUUGGACUUGAGUAACCUAGAAGACUUGAAAUACAAUAUUUUAUAUGUAGCAUUCACUUCCCUCUUAUUGUGCCUUUAACAUUUUCAUGUUUCUGUUUCAAAACACUUUCACAAAGCUCACCACUUUUAAAAUAAUGAGGGUUUUUUUUUUUACUCAAAUGCAAAAUAUGUGUAGUGAAGGCAUGAUUUAAAAAAAAACAGAAAUUUAUUAAUAGAGUAAGGAAAAGAGCAUAUGGCAGAAACAAGCCUGGGUCCAGUGCUCUUUUUUUUAUAGCAUUUUGUUGUUUUCCACAUGUAGUUAGUCACAGGUGUCCACUGGGAAAGCCACGUGCAGUAAAGAGUGCGUUAGGACGUGAUGGAACCCAGUGGCAGACGUGUGCUGGCAGCACACUGGAGCAGAGCAGAUAGCUACAUUAUCUUUACCAUAAAGCAUGUAGCCAUAUUUUCAUACAACGGUAAACAACGGUAUAAUCGCAAAUGCAGUUUACAGGGUCUUUUGAUAUAUUGGUUUGGGGUCCUAUAAGAUCUUUUCAACUGUUGCUGAAAAGCAUGUAAAUAACUACAUAACAGCCUAAGAAUCAUGGGAUUUUGAUAGUGCCAUUUAUUGCUAAAGAUUUAUUUUUACAAAGUAAAUUUAGGGUUUUAGAUGUGUAUACAGCUUUUACAAAUCAAUAAAGAUGAUUGUACAAGAGUAUUUUCAGACCAAUUGGAUUCAAGGUUAUAUUCUUUUAAGUAUUGUUAGUCCGCAUGCUCACUGGCGGUAAAUCGGUUACUUGAGUAUUCUGUAAUGUUUGUAUAAUGGUCAUUUCUUCUUAAAAAUCAAGAUAGAGCAAAUUAGACUGAACUAGUCAUUGACUACUUAAGUUAAUUACAAGCACAAAAAAACUGCCACUUUAUAUAUUUUGAUGUACAACUUAUCUACAUUUUUGAUCACCAGUUACAUGGAAACAAUUUUUGGAAAAUGUAGGAUAAGGUAUUUGACAAAAGUGAAAUACAACAAAAACAUUUGUGUCAAAAUGAUCUAGCUUGGUAUAAAAGAGAAGUUUGACAUUUUGGCUAAAAUGUUUGUUUUUCACUGGAUUCUAAAUAUAGUAAAUUCAAAAGUACCCUUGUUUUCUAUUUCUAAUAAAGUAGCAUGUAAAAACUGCAUUUUUAAGUCCCAGGUUUUUUUUUUCAAUUGAUAGCGAAUGAAGCAGUUUUAUUAACACAUUACAACAUGUCCAUCUCAAGACUUCUCUCAUUCUCUGAUAGCUUUUCUUCAGAAAACUCUGAAGUUGGCAUUUGCAAUAAGAAUGAAACCAGCAUUUAGUACCAGCAGAUGAUCCACAGGCAACUACUGCCUGGCCCAGGUCUUCUCUGAGCGAGGCAUUUCCUUGUGGUCCCGCUUCCUGCACCCAACCAGCAGAAUUCAAGGGGACAGGAACUCAUCAACUUGCCCACAGUUCUGAAGCCCGCCCACACCUGCUAGGACCGAACUUCCCUCCCUGUACUGCUUGAGACUGCAGAUGACUGCUUUUCCAUUUGAGUAUACCAAACAGAUUGUUCUUACAAGUCUCAGAAAGCCUAAGACAGCUAAAGGCACAUUUGGUUUGGUUCAUACAUUGUUUUUCAUUCAUAUGCAAAUAAAACUGCUUCUCUCUUGUACUGCUUAAACUAGAAAGUACGAUGUUUAAUGUAGGUUACUUCUAACAAGCACAAAGACUCGUAUAUACGAAACCAGAUUUAAGUGUUUUAAGUAAAAUGUAAACCAAGUUCUUAUUUGUUAGAGAUGACUCAUGGAAACAGUGUUGGCUUGGUGUGCAUGUCUAAUGAUGUGUGUGUAAUGAUAGUUUUGUCACUUUAGUGAGUACACAAGCAAGCCAAAUUCAAUUGGCAAAGUCCAUAAAUACUGGGGAGUUUUGUUGUCUUUCAUUAAGUUGAAAUUUAUAACCAUGAAUUACUUAGUCACAUAUUUAUGUUCUGUUUUUGUUUACAAUGUAAUAAUACCUCAUUUUAAAAGUAAAAACCACUACUGUUACAUUUUAAUUUAAUCAGCUAGAAAAUUAAUGUAGCUUUUUAAAUAUACAAUCUGUUAAUGAUUUCUUGAGUUUUGUAUCCGCCAUAGUAAAUUAAAGCAUUGAAAAGUAUUUAUUAGUAUUUAUAAACUGUCUUGUCCUUUUUUUAAAAACCUAUUUAUUUUUUUUCUGUAUGAUAAGUUUUUAGCAGUCCUUUUGUACAAAUCUGUAUUGUAUUGAGUUAAUUUGUGUACAAACAUUUUCAAAUAUUAAAAUUAUACAGUCAGUCAGG
Molecule: messenger RNA, 4749 nt
Organism: Peromyscus leucopus (white-footed mouse)
Lineage: Eukaryota; Metazoa; Chordata; Mammalia; Rodentia; Cricetidae
Gene: Hectd2
Product: HECT domain E3 ubiquitin protein ligase 2
Exons: 21
Coding region: 154-2478 (774 amino acids)
Biological process (GO): protein polyubiquitination
Molecular function (GO): ubiquitin protein ligase activity
Source: RefSeq, a predicted model, not a curated record